Messenger RNA from Arachis stenosperma, 609 nucleotides. Its product is annotated as villin-3-like. The record is from RefSeq and is a predicted model, not a curated record. The transcript is spliced from 6 exons. The coding region runs from base 1 to 609 and encodes 202 amino acids. Lineage: Eukaryota; Viridiplantae; Streptophyta; Magnoliopsida; Fabales; Fabaceae.
AUGGAAGAGUCAUACACCACCGGCCUCCCCACCAGCCAUUUGGCCGAACUACAACACCACCUCUUCCUUUCUCGUUUCUUUGCAAAUUCUUCCUCCUUGCCCUUGUUGGGUUCAGGGGAACUCUUUCUAGAAAAAGGUGACAUUACUUUUCGGAUUCGCCAUGCUGUAGAGUCACAGGAUAGAUUGAAUGGGCUGAAUCAAGGAGGACCAAGACAAAGAGCAGAAGCUUUGGCUGCUUUAAACUCUGCAUUAAAAUCAUCAUCCGAAACCAAAAGUUCUAGCCCUAAGACAACUAGAAGAAGUCAAGGAUCACAGAGCAGCAGCAGUAGCUGCUCUCUCUCUCAAGUUCUUACUGCUAAGAAGAAGAAACAAUCACCUGAUUCUUCUCCUGUGUCGCCUCUAGAUGGAGCUCAAAUAGAGGAGGCCCAAGGAAUGUUGUUUGAAUUACAGGCAAAGGUGACAGCCGAAAAAUUGAAAAGGAGGGUAGCGGAGGAUAAAGUAGCAGCAGAGAAAUUGAAAAGGAAGGCAGUGGAGGAAGAAGUAACAGUAGAAAAAUUAAAGAGGAAGGCAAUGGAGGAUGAUAUAGCAACAGAGAAGAUAAAGAGUUAA